AUGCCACGACUGGGCCCCGCGUGCCUGACGUGCAGAGAAAAAUGCCGGAAAUGCGACCGCGCUCGUCCGGCCUGUAAUCGUUGCAUCACCAAAGGCCUGGACUGCGGGGGAUAUCCGGAACAGUUCCGGUUCUGUGGUAUCGCCAGUCGCGGGAAAUGGAAAGGAGCCCAGGCUCCAGUAGGCGAUCGAAAUGCAAGAGUACGCUCCGGACGAGUUACUCGACAGCAGACCCGGGAGUCGUCGACUGCGGAGCCGGUGUCGGGAGACACUUCGAAGUCUUCGGAGCAAACACAAACAUCUUCAACCUUGGUGAGGCCAAUCGAGAGCCCGCAGAAUCCGUCGGAUGAAAUCGUGCGGAUCCUCGGUCUGGCCGAGACCGAGACUCUUCUCUCACACUAUGAUAGCUUCAUUUGUCCGCAUCAAAUCUCAGGGGUUGGGGAUGACGUAGAUAAUCCUUACCGAUCCUAUAUCCUCCCGCUGGCCCGGCAGCAAAUAGGGUUACUCUAUGCCGUGCUGGGCCUGUCUGCAGCUCAUCUUGGCAAGUUGACUGACAAUUCUGCGCUUCAUGACACCACGGCCGUCGAAUAUCGCCUCAGAGCGAUUCGUGCGUUGAGUAAGGAGAUUCGACGAAGCCAGAGCGAGACUUUGCUUGCGGAUGAGCAGGAUGCUGUGCUGGCUAUCAUUCAGAUUCUGCUGCUUCACGACAUCGCGGAAACUGGGGUCUCAAGUCACGGAAUUCACAUUACAGGGGCCAUGUCUGUGUGCAAGAGACUGUUAAUUGCCGAGGGGCUAAGUGGACAUCGCCAGCGGGCAGUGUUUUUCCUAGGGAACCUGGCCUGGUCCGUCCUCACGAUAUCUUUGAUGCGCCAAAUCGGCUGA
Molecule: messenger RNA, 879 nt
Organism: Aspergillus melleus
Lineage: Eukaryota; Fungi; Ascomycota; Eurotiomycetes; Eurotiales; Aspergillaceae
Exons: 4
Coding region: 1-879 (292 amino acids)
Biological process (GO): positive regulation of transcription by RNA polymerase II
Cellular component (GO): nucleus
Molecular function (GO): DNA-binding transcription factor activity, RNA polymerase II-specific; transcription cis-regulatory region binding; zinc ion binding
Source: RefSeq, a predicted model, not a curated record